Uranotaenia lowii is the source of this 2934-nucleotide messenger RNA. RefSeq lists its product as uncharacterized. The transcript is spliced from 7 exons. The record is from RefSeq and is a predicted model, not a curated record. Bases 16 to 2658 code for a protein of 880 amino acids. Gene Ontology annotation, biological process: lipid transport. NCBI's taxonomy places the organism in Eukaryota, Metazoa, Arthropoda, Insecta, Diptera, Culicidae. Gene Ontology annotation, molecular function: lipid carrier activity.
GUCAAACUCUUCGAGAUGCCGACUCCAGAAAAGGUUCCAACAAGAUUCGAAUUGGUUUUUUCAGUUAUCAUACUUUCAAAAUAUGACGCGUCGGCUUUCGACAUUUUUCCGCUGAACAAUGAGAUCGUGUACCGACUGGAAGCCGACGUUACUCUGGUUCCGGAUUUUCAUCUACAUUCGAACUACAUCUGGACCCUGGCCGGUAGACUUCACAUUCAGCGUUACGACACCAACAACCUGGCUCUUAAGAUAACAUUGGAUGAGGAUCGAUUCCCGGAUCAGAGCAAUGUGACUGCCCUGAUGGAACCCUUUCGGGUGGCACUUUCCAACGAUAGUGCGGUGUUGAGUGUUCUGUUCAAGGAGCACGAACCGAUUUGGUCCGGAAAUAUCAAACGUGCGGUAGCUUCGCUCCUUCAGGCGCACGGGGACAAUCCGGGAGCGUAUGUAGUGGACGAGAUGGGUAUAUUCGGCAGCUGUCCGACAGAAUACUUCGUAGUGAACAAGUCCAACGUUUUUGAAAUUUCCAAAACGUACGACAUGGGUCAGUGCAACAUUUACCCGGGGGCAAUUUAUCUGACCCGAAGUAAUAUCCCGUUGAACGUUUGUACGGCGAACAAACAGAAGCAAGCCAUCACGUCCAGAAUCGCAAACUAUAAAUUGAAGAAGGUGGAACCCUACCGUUACAUGUUGGUUGAAAUCGAUGGCACCAUGAGAACGAACGUCAGGACCUUUGAAUCCUACUAUCCGCAGUUUUUAUACACCAAGGUGCAGUUGAAGUAUGAGACUCACAGUGCGAUCGAAGGUCCUGAGAAAAUCUUCGACAUAGGUCAGGGCAUGGCACUACUCUUCAGCUCGAUUCUCUUUGUAAGUCCGGACGCUGAAGCUACCGGAGGUCGGAGUCCAAAAUCCAAGGACAAACUGGUUAAACAAACCGCAGCUCUUCUUAGCACCCUAGCUGAUAACCUGGAAUCCAUGGAAUCCAAGUUGAAGGAACCGUACGACGAAACAGUAUCCGAGAUCAUCCGGCUAAUGGGUACUAUGGACUUGGAAACCCUAAAAAUGCUUUUCGAGGAAAUCGAUUUGGGAACAUCCUACAGACAGGAAACCGCACGGAACAUCCUCAUAGAAAUAAUCCCUCGCACCGGAACGAACCCUAGCAUUCUGCUGACACGUGAUCUGAUCAUCAAUCAGCAGGUGAAUCCAACGACGGCGGUUCAACUGCUGAUAUCGCUGCCCUUCUACAUGGCCGAACCAUCGAUUGAGCUGGUGAAGGAGUGCGAGGUUUUUCUUAGCUUUGGAACCGAUCGGCCCGACAUUAAACAUGCGGCUGUCCUCAGCUACGCCACCAUGAUCUACAACACUUUCGUGGCCGGAAAGAUGACGUCGGAUGUUUUCGAGAAAUAUGUGAAGAUUUACUUCGAUAUGUUUUUGAACAGCUUUGAGUACGAGCAGCAGAUGUUGUACCUGGAAGCGCUGGGCAACCUGCAGCUGGGAAACGUCGCCGAAUAUCUGGAUCCAAUCAUCAAAGCCGAUUAUCCGCAGACCACCGACAUACGAUUCCUGGCUAUGUGGGCCACCCUUCCAACGGCUCAUUUGAGACCAAAUCAGGUUUACGAGACGUAUUGGUCUCACCGUCUGCAGCUCUGUCUGCUGGCCGACUACGAGCCGUUGGUGUUUCUGAAGCGACCGUUCCAGCUGACGGGCCAUGUGGCCUUCAACGAUACCCGGACGCCGAAAAGGUGCCCGGACCAGCCGCGGGUAACGUUCAAUGUGAGCUACCAUCUGCCCAAGUACGUGCAGGAGGUGUACGAUUUUAUGAACACCGGAGACGAAAGCUGCCCGAAGGAGAUAUUGCGGCUUACGCCGCCACCGUUUUCCGGUAAUUGCAGUGCCGAGGCGUUCGCUAGGCUGACGACGGUGUCCGGGCUGGAUGCCAACUUUAAGUUUGAGAAGCUCCCCGAAUGGAUCGUGGAGGUAUUGCAUCGGUUCGACCACCUGGCCUCGGCCGUAGUGCCACGGCGCGUCCCAACGUUGAACAUCACCGACCAUCUGGAUGUGAGCGUGAAACGAAGUCGCUGGACCAGCGACACCGAGAUCGUCAUCAACGGGGGCACCAUCUGGAUACCGACCCGGUACAAUUACAACGAAAAGCUGCAGCACCCCCGGAAGAAUAGUUUGGACUAUGGGUUCACUAGUAUUUGCAGUUUAGUCAAUAACAAGCUGACCACCUUUCACGAUCGGAUCGUCCAGCUGACACCCGAAAUCAAGAAGGACUACACCCUCAACGAUACAUUCCUGCUGGCAGCCGAUUGUUCCGAUGCGCCUAAAAUGGCCGUGUUUAUGUUGGAAAAUGGAAAAGGCAUCCAGAUUUACACCGGUGGAAACUACAUCGUGUAUGAAACGCAGACACACCAGGAUCCGAUCAUGAACGUAAACGACGAGCAGUUGAUCAUGCUCAAGAACGUGGUCUACCAAUACCCACCGGAUGAGGAAAUCUACGAUUUCCGAGUGUACCUGAACGAUGAGGACAUACUUGUGGUGGAAAAUAAACUCAACGGUGCCGUGGUACAGUACGACCGGAAAUCUAUCGUCAGUAUUCUGCUGCCCACGGUACACAAGGGACGUACGUGCGGAUUGUGUAGUAGCCGAUCCCUGUAGGGUUGUGGGGCGUUUGCAAUAGUUCCUAUCCAUAUAGCAAUGCUUUACCGUGGUACUAGAUUACGUGAUGAUCGAGCUUACCAUUAACAUUAAAUCGAGAAGAGAUUUUUACUUUACUUUUAUCGGAAUUUUGGUACCAUGACAAUAGCAUAGGAAUACGUUUUUAUCGUACUCCACAAGAAGCACCAAAAUCAUUUUGAAACUACGCAUCACAACUUAUCUGUAUUAUGUUUAUCCGUUUUUUUUUAAAUAAAACGUCUAUAAAUCAAAAACUUA